Molecule: messenger RNA, 3043 nt
Organism: Lytechinus variegatus (green sea urchin)
Lineage: Eukaryota; Metazoa; Echinodermata; Echinoidea; Temnopleuroida; Toxopneustidae
Exons: 1
Coding region: 792-2240 (482 amino acids)
Source: RefSeq, a predicted model, not a curated record
AGGCGGACCUAUUAUUGCCCAGUGCUCCCCCCACUGCCUGUUGCAACCCCCUUCCUAACUUUAAACACACUUCGACAAAAUUGGCACAACAUGCGUUGCACAGAGUGGAGUGAGUUGUGACGCACCGCGUCCUCUCUUCAAUAAACCGCUCCAAUAAAUAAUCUUUCCAAAGUUGAGAACCUUGAGUAGCACGAGUCAAGUCGAAGUGGUCAUUUAGUGACUCAGCCUUGAUGGGAACUUGACCGUCAUAUUUUACAUUAACAUGCUGAUGACCAUAAAGACUGGACAUAUAGCUAAACCGAGAGGCUUAUCAUUCUAAUUGAUUAUGGAAGCACUUGUAAUAGGCGGAAUGUGUCUUGUGGACUGAUGAUUUUGUAUAUAAAGCUUUCAUCAUGGCCAUGGAAUAACUGACGGAAUUAAACUUCAUAAAUUCUUUAUAAAAAAGUUUCAAGAUUGACAAUGUGCCGUUAAAACUUUUGUUUGUUUUAUGUAUUUGACAAACUUCUUCGGGUUUGAGGACCACUGAGCGUUGGCCGGAUCAUAAAGGUGUGUUUUCACAUUUUUUAGCUCGUAUACCUGAGGAUUAUUUUUAAAGGAGCUGUUUUUAGAUAUAACUGAAGACUGUUUACGUCUGGAAUGUUUCAUUGUUAAAAGAUAACUUGAAAUUCACUUUUCUUGAGACGAGCAUGGACAUAGCCCUGGUGAAUAUGACUAGGUAACACUUUAUUGCAUGAAUGUUUCAUUUUACUUGGUCUGUAUUUUGAAAGAACGAGUUAAGAAAUUUUUUCACGAUGGCUUUUGUUAAGAGAUUGACCCGAUGUCAGCGGAUCAAUAGGAUAAUUCUUGGGAUCCUCUGUAUCCUGAUGCUAUGUUCUCAGAAUGCUUUCCUCGAUCUCUUCCUCAUCCACCACACCGAAGGCACGGGUUUUGCUCGUGGUUACAUCUGGGUCGUUGUCGAUGCCCUCGUCGUCAUCUUCUGGCUCGUCGGUCUCGUUCUUCCCCAUCUUGGGCUUGGCCCAAGCUCGCACCUUCCGCAGCAAACACGAGGGAACAUCUUCAGAGAGUUCCUCUACGCUUACAUGUCGUGGAUGGUUUAUGCACCUCUGUUGAUAGCCAAGGUCGUCAGGCUUUACAACACGGUGCAACGUCCGAGCGAGAAGCAUUGGAUCUUCACACCAAACAUGCUUCAAAUAUCCAUCUCACUGACUGGUAUCACCUUCGUGCUUCUUACAUAUUGUCACGACAACGACGUCAACAACUUGAAGUAUAAACUGCGUCUUCCUAUGAUUGGUAAGGUUGUUGGGUUCUCUAUCCUUGAUGGAUGUGAUAUUCUUGGGAUGCUUCACGUCCGAGGGGCGAGUGAUGAUUACCCACCUAUCUUGAGGAAUGUCAUUCUGAUCUUUGGCUGUGCUUGGUUUGUGCUUCCGUUGCUUCCUAUGAUCAGCCUGCGAAUCAUGGCUUCAGGGAAACAACCACCUCCGAAAGAUCCCAAACCCAACAAGAAGCAGCGCAGUGCCGAGGAGAAACCUUCAUCAAGUAAACAACCGGAUGUCAGGGUCAAGAUUCAGAAAUCGGACAUCCAGCGACCAGAAAUAAAGACUGCAAAAUCCGUGGACCAACUGAAUCAUCCACACUUUGAGAGGAAGGUGAUACAACUCAGAAACGACAUGUUCGUAAGUGAAUUGAGCAAAAGCUGUAAGGAUAAAGGCCAACGUUGCAAGAGCUAUGAUAACUUAUGCUCGGAUACGGCGACGGUGACACCUAUUUCUCAGUCGAAGUUGAGCCAGAGCUUGAACUUCAGCUACUGGAAUUACAACCAGAACUGCAAGGUUGAGCCUCUGACUUUGGACAAGCAACAUCGACAGGGUGAAGACAAAAAAGAAAAGAGUAAUAGCUUCGUCCACACCAAGGUCGAAAACCAUGUCAACCACCACAACGAGGACAAGAUCGACCACGUCGUACAUGAAGCAAUGAGGCAUUCGAAAAGCCUCCUCUUCAAUACCAUCCUCUUCAGGAACUCGACCUUGGUGGCGCUGAUGGAUGUUCCCUACCUUGCUAUUCGCUUCCACCUAUGGCUGGUCCAUGGUGUCUCUGCGUCGGUGUUCAUCACCAAGAACAUCCUUAUGAUCCUUGGGCUUGUCCUGGAGUGGUGCCAUGACCCUCCGGCUGUCAUCAAGAAGAGCAAGGCAAAGAAGAAAGCUGUUGAUUUAGGUAUCAUGACAGGAAUUGGAUUUCCUUGAACCACCUUGGAAUUGAUGGAUCACUUGAACUUUUUAAAGUGCCUUUGCUUAAACAUUUCAAAGAAACUGUGCAAUAAUGAUACUCGAUGAAUCAUACAGUGCAAUAAAACAACUUGUUAGAAUUUUAAGAGUAUUUGAUGUUGUUUUCAAACUUCGGUUUAGUUUUUUUCUUCUCAUGAUUCAAUUUGAAAAAUCUUUUAAGAUUCAUGUUAACUCAAGUCACAUUUUGUGAUUGGAAUAGUAAGCAGUAGCCGUUUUACGAUGUGAGUUACAGGAUGAUGUGCUCCCUUUUCAUUUAUAUUCUGUGAUCAUCCGAAGGAUAUUAAUGAGUCUUGACUCUGUUCCAUAGUUUGAAAACAGUCGCGAAAUUCAUGAGAACUAUACAGUACACAUUUGUAUAUAUAUCUGAUAAUUGAGCAUUAUUUUGACACAUUUUUGCUUUCAUCAAUGCAGACCAAGCCGUUAUGAGUGUUAGAACCAUGACAACAUAAUUCCAAACGUUUUUAUAUACUUUGUAACGUGACUUUGUAAAUAUUGCUCAUGGUAUGAUUUCUAUUUUUACCGUUCGGAUGAUGCAAUUAUAUAUUUUCCCCAAAAAUAGUCAUCUGGCCUUGUCAUUAAUGGAAAUGGAAAUGAAAGAGAGCGGUCGUAUUAUUCAAACCCUUUCUCUAAUGAAGUUCUGUUUUCCUUGUUUUACUUUGUGGUGUUAAAUAAUCAUUUGACAUUGUCCCUUAAAUGUCAAGUCCAUCUCAGCAAAAUGUUGAUUUGAAUCAAUAGAGAAAAAUCAGACAAGCAUUAUGCUA